Molecule: messenger RNA, 952 nt
Organism: Saccostrea cuccullata (small rock oyster)
Lineage: Eukaryota; Metazoa; Mollusca; Bivalvia; Ostreida; Ostreidae
Product: pseudouridine-5'-phosphatase-like
Exons: 5
Coding region: 4-702 (232 amino acids)
Molecular function (GO): phosphatase activity
Source: RefSeq, a predicted model, not a curated record
AAAAUGGCUGCGCCCAUGAUCACACCAGUGACACAUGUUGUGUUUGACGUGGAUGGUGUUUUAAUAGACACAGAACAUUUGUAUACUGACAUUGUAGAAGGGAUUGUGGGUCAGUAUGGGAAGAAAUUUACAAUGGACCUUAAAGUCAAGCAGAUGGGCAGGAAGGAGCCAGAAUCAGCAGCCAUUGUUAUAGAGGCCCUAGAUUUACCCCUGACUGUGGAUCAAUAUCUACAAAUGGCCCACCAACAACAAGAGAAAUUGUUUCCCUCUGUUGAAGCACUACCAGGAGCCGAACGACUAGUCCGACAUUUACACAAACAUGGAGUCCCUAUUGCCACUGCCACUGGUUCUCAUACACAUAGCUUUGAACUGAAAACAUCCAAUCACAAAGAUUUAUUUUCUUUGUUUCAUCACUGUGUUCUGAGUGGAGAUGACCCCGAAUGUAAACAUGGCAAGCCAGCACCAGACUGCUUCUUACUGGCUGCCAAAAGAUUUCCUGACAAUCCCGACCCCAGUAAGGUGCUGGUGUUUGAGGAUGCUCCUAAUGGUGUGGAGGCAGCCCAUGCAGCAGGGAUGCAGUGUGUGUGGUUACCCCACAGAGGAUUAGACCUACAGACACACAGACACAUGGCUACACUGGUGCUAGACUCACUAGAGGAAUUCAAGCCCGAGAUGUUUGGUCUGCCUCCAUUUGACAGUUAACCAACAAAGUCAAACUACGUAGUUAUUUAAAAGUAGCAUUUCUAGUUAUCAAAUUCAAUAAUAAAAUAGUGAAUAAAAAUGGAAGAUAAUAUUUAGUUACUAGUGCCAUAAGUUUAUAAUAAGUAUACAUAUAUUGGUGGAUAUAUUCAAGAUUUCAUAAGAAUGAAAGUGAUUAUUUUUUAUGUUCAAUAUAUGUACUGAUAAUUGUUAUGGAAAUUUCAUUUAUGAACAAUGGCUUCAUUGAUUUAUU